Acanthisitta chloris (rifleman) is the source of this 323-nucleotide messenger RNA. Its product is annotated as C-C motif chemokine 4-like. Gene Ontology annotation, biological process: immune response; positive regulation of GTPase activity; inflammatory response. Gene Ontology annotation, molecular function: CCR chemokine receptor binding; chemokine activity. Gene Ontology annotation, cellular component: extracellular region. The coding region runs from base 51 to 323 and encodes 90 amino acids. The record is from RefSeq and is a predicted model, not a curated record. The transcript has 3 exons. Lineage: Eukaryota; Metazoa; Chordata; Aves; Passeriformes; Acanthisittidae.
CAUCUCCCAGAGCUCCUGGUCCUGCUCCAACAGCCCUCGCUGACAGCAACAUGAAGGUCUCUGCAGCCCUUUUGGGUCUUCUCCUCCUUGCAGCCUCCUUCUCCCAGACUCUCUGUGGCCCAGAUGGAUCUAACCGCCCAGUCUGCUGCUUCUCCUACACACAGCACAAGCUUCCCCAGAAUCUCAUCCUCCGUCACUACAGCACCAGCACCAGCUGCCCCAAGGCUGCCAUUGUGUUCAUCACAAAGAAAGGCCGUCAGGUCUGUGCCAACCCCAGUGACACCUGGGUCCAGAGCUACCUGCAAAGCUUGAAGCAGAACUGA